Messenger RNA from Daphnia carinata, 2268 nucleotides. RefSeq lists its product as uncharacterized. The transcript is spliced from 10 exons. The record is from RefSeq and is a predicted model, not a curated record. Gene Ontology annotation, cellular component: mitochondrion. Lineage: Eukaryota; Metazoa; Arthropoda; Branchiopoda; Diplostraca; Daphniidae. Gene Ontology annotation, biological process: mitochondrial respiratory chain complex I assembly; mitochondrial electron transport, NADH to ubiquinone. Bases 77 to 2242 code for a protein of 721 amino acids.
UGUGGGUUUCGUUCAGCUACAGACUUACAGUUGUUUACAUAUUUCAGCCGAAAAAUCUUCAGAAGUUCGAUGAAAAAUGUACAGGUUUUUGUCGAGCAAAGUAUUUGCACCUUCGAUAUGGAGUCGAGGGAAAAAUUUUCCUGCAGUUGUACCGUCCUCAUCAUUUCAUGAAAUUAGGAAAAGCGGAUACGAAGACAAAAACAGAAAGAAAGUUUCUGCACGACAGGCGAUACGUGAUGGUUUAAAAGAAUUGAAACAAGAGAUAAAAAAUUGGACGGAAGAAGUCAAAGAAGGAUAUACCUUUGAUCCCAUCAUGGGAAUGCCUCUUCCUGGGGAAGUUGAUGUACAGUGGUGUUUCAAUGAAAGUACAGAUUUUGAAAACUGGGUUGUAACAUCUGACAGUGAUCAUAAUGAAGGGUACAGUACAUCUACCUUAUGUGUAAGUCCGACAGGUAAAGGACUCUUUUCUGGUAAUCUUUCAACACAACUAGUCAGAGAUGGAAAAGUUAAAAAAGCUGGCUAUUGCAAUUUGAAAUCCAUCCGACCUCAAAAAUCAUUCAAACGGGAUUCUUUCCAUGAUUGGAGUGGCUAUACACACCUUGUUAUGAGAGUGAGGGGUGAUGGAAGAAGUUACAUGAUAACCCUAGGAACCGCCGGCUAUUUUGAUGUUAAUUGGAACGAUCAGUUCCAUUUUGCCCUCUAUACACGAGGUGGUCCUCAUUGGCAAAUCUCUAAAAUACCCUUCUCGAAAUUCUAUAUGACUAGUAAAGGGCGCAUUCAAGACGUACAGGAACCCGUGCCGCUAAAUAGAAUCACAAGUUUUGGAAUUACUGCUUGCGAUAAGAACAACGGCCCAUUCAGGUUGGAGAUUGACUAUGUGGGGCUUGAACUGGAUCCCUCUCACAAAGAAACUUCUGCUUAUGAGCAGUAUAAAGUGCCGUAUUUUUAUGCAGAUAACUUUAAUCUACGAAUGGGAACGCCACGAUUGGUAAAUUCCCAGCCAUGGCUAAUGCGACCCGUUGCCAACCUGAAUUACUUUCCGAAUAAUUUCAACAAUCAAACGGGCUAUGGAUACGUCCAACAGUACUCUGCUGCUGGUGUCAAUUAUCGGGCCCCUGUAUAUCAGAAUGUCCAUCAGCACCUUUCACAGGAGGAUUAUCAGCAACCAUAUGGUACUCAGUUAGUUAACUACAUGGAGAUACAGGAUUCAGCACAAUUGCAAAACUCUCAAUGGUCGCAGUCAGAUUAUUUUCAGUAUCUCGAGGAAAGGGCCAGUCGUCCACAAGUGCAUUCCGAGUCCAGCCACCAACCCUUGUCCAACCAGAUUGAUCAUUCUGCAAGAUUUUUACAAAGGACUGGAGCCAUUGCACCACCAUUUAUCCGUCAACCGAAAGUUACAGCUCAUAACAAAUACAACUCCAAUACCUUUGGCUCGACAUCAGGUGGCUACCGUCAACAAACUCAAAAUCGUUCACAAAACGCUAAAGUCCCUCGUAAGCAGAAUCAGCCAAUGGCCAUGUUACCCCCACCGAAGCCAGUUCAUCGUCGUGCAGAUCAGCCCGUGCAAAACUCAACAAAGAAGCAAAAAACUUGCAUGGGAUCACGAAUGGAAACCCAACAAAAAGCUCAAACGAAACCAAAUCAGCUGAAGCAGAACGACAACAAGACACAGCCGACACAACAGAGCAUCAUUACUAAGAAAGAGCUGUAUUUGCAUGUGGGUAAAGUUGAACGCGAUCGUGCGUUGGUUGGAACUAUCCCACAACUGUUUAAGUGGCGUUCGGCUCGGCACAAAUUCCCGCCAAUAUACGAGACUGUUGGAACAAUUGACGGAAGGCAGAACGUGAUAGACAAAAAACAAAAAAUUGAAGAUCAAUUUGUCGUCCGCAACAUGAAGCAGUGGAAUACUGGCUCAUCGAUGAAAGAGCUGAUCGAGUGUGUCGUGUAUUCAUCCGUUCAUCGCCAGGCAAAAUUCUCUGUUGGGACGUGCGUCAGGAUUGUCGGUCGGUACAUUCCGGACAGUGAAAUGUUUCAUUGCCUUAAGAUCCGGCAAGCCACUGAAAGUGAUUUGAACCGUUUGACAUGCAUAGUCAAAAGCUUGGCUGCCAGGUCAGUCUACGUGGACUCUCUUUCGUCAAUUCCAAUGACAUCCGCUGAAAAUUACAAAGAACCAGAAGAAUCUACGAAUGACGUACCUCCAGUUUCUGUGGCUGAAUCGGAUUUCCUGUUCCAGCCUUACUGAAAAAAUAUCCCCAUAGAGGUUCGAAA